Molecule: messenger RNA, 6523 nt
Organism: Linum trigynum
Lineage: Eukaryota; Viridiplantae; Streptophyta; Magnoliopsida; Malpighiales; Linaceae
Source: the annotation of a GenBank genome assembly
AACGUAAUUUUAACUUAAAAAAGAAAUAUAAUACCCGUACGUGUUUUAUCCAUAACUUUUUCAUAUCGUAUUUUACUAACUAUAGUGUUAAUAGAAAUUACUCAAGCGAAGGCUUUUUAAUAAAUCAAUAGAACUCGAUCAUAAGUGUUCUGGUCAAACCAGAGAAAUUCAAGUUAGGCCAAAAAUGGGAACAAAUGAUUGACUCCUCCGGCGGCAAUGAUAAGUUGGUUGCCGACUCUGCCGUAUACCCUAAAAAAAAUAGCAAAACCGUUGGUCAUUAAAUAUAAUCAUGGUUUAUUAGCACAUACUUGCUUUUGUUGCUAUCAUUUGAUGAAGAUAAAAUAUUGUAUAAUAUUUCUAUAGAAAGUAAAAAAGAUAAGGAUAAUGAUGGUAUUUAUAUAAAUUGAAGAGGUGCAUGCGGAAAGAUGUCACUGAUUCGGGCAGAAAAUUGAACCGAGCAAUUGGGUCGUCGUUCAGUUGUGGCAGUUGUUUCAUAUAGGCACAAUCCAAAUCUGUUUGGUUAAUUGGUUCGAUUAUGUGGCUGAUUACAUAUAUCAAUUCGGCCAAGUACCAACAAAUUUAAUGAAGCCGAGAGGAGCGAUAAAUCAUUGAUUCUGUGGUAUUUGAUAUAAUUACUUAGUUGGAUACUUGGAUUCAAUUAGGAGCAUUUCAAAAGAGCAUUGAUAAAAGGCAGGAGAGAUUCUACGGGACGGGUUAGCAUGCUAACCCCUUAAGGGGUUGGUUUUUUGACACCCCCCUUUUAAUUGGUCAAUUUUUUAUUAAUUAUUGACAAGUAUUAAUGAAAGUAAACAUAAUAAAUGUUCUGUUAUUAAAUACAAAGUAAGCAUUAAAUAUACCACAUUAAUUACCACUUUACUGGUAUUUGUACCACUGCACUGAUACUCAGAUAUGACAUUGCUACCAGUGCACUGAUAUCGCUACCAGUGCAGUGGUAUAUCUAUCAGUACAUUGGUACAACGUAUCAGUGCAGUGGUAUAUCUACCAGUACAGUGGUACACCGUAUCAGUGAAGUGGUAUAUCUACCAGUACAGUGGUACACCGUAUCAGUGCAGUGGUAUAUUUUUUGGAGGUGGUCGGAGGGAGUCUGCCGAUGGGAUUUUCACCGGAGAAGUGUGGCGGUCGGAGGAAGUCUGGUGGUCGGAGACUGCUGAAAAAGGAAAAAUCAAAUAUAGUGAGAGAAUUCCUAAUGUGUAUUUAAUGUGUGUAUUUAUUUCCUAAUGUGUAUUUAAUAGUGAGAGAAUUCCUAAUUAAUAUGGUACAUUUAAUUCCUAAUGUGUAUUUAAUAUGUGUAUUAAAUUCUAUAGUUGUAUUUAAUAUACUAGGGGGUGUCAUUUUUCCAACCCCUAAGGGGGGUUAGCAUGCUAACCGACCCCGAGAUUCAACUAAAUCUAUCAUGAGACUCUUCGAAAUUAUUAGAAGACACGACGAUCACUUCAUUCGAGCAUAUGUAAAACAAUCUUAAUAAAAUCACACCGAUUUUAGGGUUUAGUGAUGUUAAGUCAAAGUUAUAUUGUUUGAUUGGUAGAACAUUUGUUUAAUUUGUACAACAAAGAAAAGAAAUUACGAAGUGAAGCAGAAGUUAUGUCAAGUACUUAAUUUUUCUUGCCAAAUAAAUACUGUCGGCCGGCCCAAACAUAACAUGAGACUGCUACGCCACUGUUUCUGAACAACUCCAACUCCAAGACAAGAUUCUUGUGAUUAUUUAAAACAUGCAUGAUUAAAAAACGAUUGAUUCUUUAAUUAAAUAUUUGAUUAUCGCAGCAGGUGAGGAGUCAAUUUGAUUAACAUUAUUAGUCCGGAGAAUUUAAUACGAAAGACAAUCUGAUGUGGCUGCUGGAUGUUUUCGUGUUCAUUGUAGGAUCAAACGGUGUUGCGGUGUGGCAAGACGCGAAUACGCUACGUAACCCAUCCAUUUUACUCCGACAUCUUAUAUGUGGAGUCUACAAUCAUCUAUCGCAAAAUGGGAUGGCCGAGAAAGCGUUAACCAUCAUGCUCGCGCACCAUGGCUCCUCAACAACAGAGUCGAAUUCGACCGGACAUAAAUAUGACAUGAAUAUCAAAUGCAAAUGUUGAAGUUAUUAGUUCACCCUUCUUUUUCAAAAAAUUUCAUUGAUUUUUUUUUACUGUCCUUCAGAGAGUUUGUUGUUGAUGGUGGUGGGGGUGGUGUGUUAUGUAACUAUCAUAUUUGAAGCCAAACAAUUUGUCAACUACAGGAUGAUUUUCACCUAAGGAUUUUUACUUUUGUUUGACAUAAAACGGUGAAAGUAGAAUUUUUUACCCUUUUGUAAAGAAUUUUCUUAAUUCGGAGGGAUGGUAAAAAAAAAAAGGUGAAACAGACAAAACCUUUAGUGGGGGCACAGAUCCCACCACAUCAAUCACCACGUUCAAUUUUGAUUUCCUCAACCGUCAUUUUACAAUCAUGGUUGCUACAUUGUAUUGUCGAAUUGCUCGCUAGUUUCGGGCCAGUAUCGAAUCGACGUAGUGACAUUUUUGUAAAAGUAAUGGUGUAAUAUCCCCGACAUUUUUAUGAUUAAGAUGUUGUAUGCUUUGCACGUAUCACGUACGAAUACGAUUAUACUUCGGAAUUGUGUCAUGAUUGACUUCCUGCGGAGUCACUCAUCGUUGUACUCGUUUCACGCAGAGCACAUUUAAGUUCGAAACUACAUUUUGGAUCAAAUUGUGCCUUGUCGAUUAAAGAUAGAUUGAAUUCUUCCUUAUAUAUAUCAUGGAUCUUUUUCGUAUUUUGUCGAUAUUAGAUUUGCCCUAAGUGGUUACUAAUGAAGGAGUAGUUAGAUUGCAUUUUGGAUAUUAAAUGGAAAAGAAAAAAAAGAGGAGAAAACUAUCACGUCGAUAAGUGGGAGUUUCUUUUUUUGCUCUGUUUUUUUCUAAUAUUUCUAUUAUUCCGCUCCUCCCUCUGCCUGCCACAAACAGAACGGAAGAAACAGCAGGCGCCAUUUUAGCUUCAGCAAGCAGUUAUCACACUUCCUUCCCUUUACCCCCUUCCCUUCCGCCAUUAUUGAUCUUUACUGAACUCACAAUCAACAAAAUACAAGCAAAAAAUACUCGCACCAUUCUUCUUCCUCAACUUAGAGAUUCUCCAAAUAACUAACACACACUCAGCGCCAUCUCUUUCGGCUUGAUCUCAUCACUCCGCCUGCCGUUCGAGCUCUCCAGUCAAUGGCGGCCGCCCUUUGGAUCUGAAAUCCCUCCUUCGGCAACUCGCUUUCUCUGGGUGAGAAAUUUAACUUCUGGGUUUUUUGCUUUCAUACACUCCCCUGUUUUUCCCCCUCUCUGUUAUUCCGUUGACUGUUGACUCUAGAAGCCUUCCCAAGCUUUUUCCUUUCCUUUUCUUCAUCUGGGUACCCUGGCUUUUUGGCCCUGUUUCCUGUUUUGUCAUCUCAUUGGCUGAUGAAAGCUGGAGACUUUGAGGUUCGGUGAUGGUGAUCUUUUCGCCGUCUCAGGAAAAUUUAGUUUACAACUGCAGUCCCAGGCCUGCAAAAAAAAAUUCUGUACACAAUUGCAAUUGGUUUCUUUGUUUAAUUCAAUUUUCCGCCCCUGAGGUCUCUUUCUAAAACCCAGAAAGUGUUGACAGUUUUGGAAAUUGGAGAAAAAUACAAAAGAGAGUUGGAUUCGGUUUUGAAAGAAGGUUUACACAAAAGGGAAACAGGACAUGGGUUUCUUGUUAUUUUCUGUAGUUGGCACUUGGCUGGAAGCUAGCUGUUGUUUUCUCGUUCAAGGUAGCCAUUUGCAAGGCAUACUGAAGCUUUUCCCCUUCUUUUUUAUUUGUUGGUUGCAGAAUAAUGUACAGACCAUUUGUCACUUGCGAUGAUCCCAAAGGGGUAGUGGAAUGUGGGACAAUCAGAAAGUCCAAGCAUGUCCUCCAAAAGAUGGAGGAAGAGCAUAACAAGAAGAUGGCAGGUCAUAGACAGCAGGGAAAUAAGAAGGGUUCCAUUGAGGCGGCAAAAUUAGCAAUGGGGAAAAGAAGGGGAGAUAAGGAACAUUACAACAACAAUACCAACAAUCCAUCUUCAUUCCAGCUGCUGGAGGUCUCAAAGGGAGCUCAGAAGCUGAACAAGGUGGUCGAUUCCUGGUCUAGAGAAGGGAAUAAGGGCUACGAUGGUGAAGGCGGGUCGAAGGAGAAGAUGGCUAAGGAUUUGCUGAAAGGGGCUCUUGAUCUGAAGGAGUCGCUGGUUAUGCUUGGAAAGUUGCAAGAGGCUUCCAAGUACAUGGCCAAGUUGAAGAAGAAACAGCAGCAGAAGGAGAAUCCUGAUCUGGUUAGAACCGAUGCUGAAUUUCCUUUGAUGAGGAGGGUGAGUUCUUGUAGAGAAGGUGGUGGUGGUGGUGAUGGUGGUGGUUUUGGUGAUUAUCAGAAGCCACGACAUUCUUAUGAUGGAGCUUCUUCGUCGGGGGAUUACAUUGAUGAGCUUAGGAGUGCAAUAACAGACAGCUUUGCUAGACAGAAUUUGCUGUCGGAUGAUGAAAGGGCUUGGCUUGAGAGAAGGAGAAGAGGGGUUGAUUCCAUGGUGGCUCAAUAUUCCAACGCUAUUGUUGUUCAUCCAAGUGAAUCGUCAAAGGUAGCGAAGAAGGAAAGGAGUUCCAACUUGAUAGCUAGAUUGAUGGGAUUGGAAGAGAUCCAUCCUCCUGGAUCGCCUACUCGAAUCCCACAGAAGCGGGUGGACAUUGAGAUGCCAAAGUUGAGGAAGCAACAACAACAACAGCACGAUGCCUUGCUGGUGAAGGCAGCUGCAGCUGUUCAUGAGGCACAUCGGCAGCAGCAGCAGCAGCAAAGGAGCCUGAAAGAGCUGCUUGACACAAUGGAAUUCAGAGGGCUUCUUCUAAAGGGCAGUUCCGCGAAGAAGGAGGAGGACUUCAAGGCUCAUUCUCAAUCCAGUCAUCAUCAGUUGUUGUCUGAUAUUGGCAGCACACCACCUAUUGUGCUUAUUAAGCCUUUCCAUGUGCCUGAAUCAGAAAAACCAUUUCAGCAGCCAAUGGUUUAUGAAGAAGGGGAGGUUGUUAGUUCAAAUUUGCACGCGAGGAAGGUGAGAGUCAAAGAAGACAAUGGUGGAAGGAGUCAGAGGAUUGAUCAGGAAGAAGUGAAAAGAAUUGUGAAUGGGAAGAACAGGAUGAUGAUGGAAAGAAAGCUGAGUGCAGAAGAAGCUGAAAGGAGAUCGAUUAGCCCCGGAAAUGGAGGUAAUAAGGAACAAAAGGAUUCAGUUCCAAGAGUGAAAGAGGGUAAUAAGAGUAAUAAUAGUAAGAUUAGAGCUGGGAGACAAGUGAAGCAAGAGGGAAAGAAGGAGAUUGUUGAUAAGAAAGUGGUUAAGAUUCAGAAGGUGGUGGCUAGCAAUGAAGAAGCACCAGUGGCAAAGGAGACUGUUAAGGUCAGAAAUGGAGUAAGAACUCAGGAUAAGGGUAACGUUCCAACCUCUAGAAAGAUGAGGAGUUCUGAAGUUGGUGGAAUUGGUUCCAGGAGUCAGAGUUCUCAGCAGCAGAAUGCGACCCGUGAUAAUGCCAAAGGCAAGAAGAUGGAGAAGAAGAUGGUAGAUGAGGUUGCAGAAGUAAUACCAGAUAGCACAGAUUUGCAAGAACAUAAAGAAGACUGUAACGAGCUCGAUCUAGUAGGUGAAAUUCGACCUGUUGAGGAAGAAAUUAGUUCCAUUAAUGCAACAGUAGAGCAGAUAUGUAGAGGAGAAGAAGAAACAAGUUCAUCUGAAAUUCCACUUGAAGUACAACAUUGUACAGAAAGCCACAGUCCUCAGAAAAUUGUCCCUUUGGAGACCUCAGAUUCCAGAGAGAAUGUUGAGUCUGCUGAAUCCAAAGCCAGAAUCCAUUUCAAGACCUUCCUUUUAAGCAGCCAAGAGUUUCUCACUCGUGUAGAGGAGCUCUUUCCUCUCACUACUGUCCCUUCUCCAAACACUAUACUAUCAACAUCAACUACAUUCGAUCCACUCAACGAGAAACUGUCCCUAGACUAUGCAAAUGAACUCAUCAAAUGCAAAAGCGAUCCGGAUUCACAAGCAAAAAGAGAUGGUUUGCUUCUUCUUACUUCUUGCGCAGGAGGAGCAUUGAGAAAGCAUGUUUCUUUGGACCAGCUUGUAGAAGAAGUCUGUCAUGGCGUCGAGACACUCCAGGGGUACAAUAACAAUUAUCUUGUUCUGGGUUCUGGAAGGCAACCCAGGCAAGCUACUGAUAGUGUGAAUGCAAUACUGGAGAAGGAUGUGAAGAGUAUAGGAGUUGUGAGUGGUGUGUGGGAAUUGGGCUGGAGGAAUGGAUUCUCCAUGGAAGAAGCUGAACACGCUGUGAUCGAUUUAGAGACGUUGAUUCUAGAUCAGUUGAUCGAUGAGGUAUUCACUGCUUAGCUUUCUCAGGUUUCUAGAGUUAUUUCCCUUUGAUUGUUGCUCAACUAUGUAUAGAGAUAGUAAGAGAGAGGUAGGAAGGUCCAUUUAGAGGGCUCCUAAGCAUUUCAAUUUUCUGUCUUCUUUGUAAAUAAUUGACAUUUAUAGAA